Molecule: messenger RNA, 831 nt
Organism: Symbiodinium sp. CCMP2592
Lineage: Eukaryota; Dinophyceae; Suessiales; Symbiodiniaceae
Source: the annotation of a GenBank genome assembly
AUGCUGCAGUUCGCGGUCAUGAUCAUGCUGGCGCUUCAGCCUGCCAGGUCUGAAGCUAGUGCCUGGCGGCAACUCACUCCCAGCGGCACUGCGCCGUACGGGCGAUUUGAUCACAACGCCGUGUGGGCAAACGGCACCGGGAUGCUCAUCUUUGGGGGCUACGACGGCAGUUACAGGAAUGACUUGCACCUGUACACUGCAGUGUCGAAUCACUGGCAGCAACUCACGCCCAGUGGCACGGCGCCUUCGGUGCGAUCUGAUCACAGCGCCGUUUGGGCCAACGGCGCCGGCAUGCUAAUGUUGGGGGGCUCGGCUGGUGGUAUUCGAAAGAAUGAUGGUUUGCAUCUGUACAGUGCAGACUCAAACACUUGGCAGCACCUCACGCCCAGCGGCGUGCAGCCGUCGGCGCGAUCUGGCCACGCCGCUGUUUGGGCCAACGGCCUCGGCAUGCGCAGAGACCAUGACUACAACAUCAGCGACUUCGACCCUGGCAUCCAGUACAACCAGCAUGCUUUCGUCCAGUACGACCAGGACACUGACGUCCAGCACGACCAGGUCCAGCGUGACCAGGACACUGACGUCCAGCACGACCAGGUCCAGCGUGACCAGGACACUGACGUCCAGCACGACCAGGACACUGACGUCCAGCACGACCAGGUCCAGCGUGACCAGGACAUUGACGUCCACCGCCACAUCGUUCCCACAAGAAAGUAUGAGUGCCAUGCUGUCCUCUGCCACGAGCCCUUCUGUUUUCAUUGCUUGGGUGCUUGUGGUACUACAUGCCAUUGCGGGGUCAAUGAUCUUGCGACCAAGCCCAACGUCGUGGAAUAG